AACAUGGAAAACAGUGUUGAUGUCAAAAUAGACACCCAGGGGGAAAGAAAGCCAGUGAAGCAGAAUUCACUGAGCAAAGCUGGGAAGAAAGUCUGCAGAGCUGUUGGUUACAUCAGUGGAGACAUGAAGGAAUUUGGAGACUGGCUAAAAGAUAAACCUCUCAUGAUCCAAUUUAUUGACUGGGUGCUGCGUGGGAUAUCCCAGGUGAUGUUUGUCAACAAUCCUCUCAGUGGUCUGAUAGUACUUGCUGGCUUCCUGGUACAGAACCCAUGGUGGACACUCACAGGAUGUUUGGGAACAGCUGUCUCAACUUUAACAGCACUCAUUCUGGGCCAGGACAGAUCAGCCAUAGCAUCAGGCCUACACGGCUACAACGGGGUCUUGGUGGGAUUGCUCAUGGCCAUCUUCUCUGCUAAGGGAGACUACCACUGGUGGCUUCUACUGCCAAUAGCACUGGUGUCUAUGACCUGCCCUAUUUUCACCAGUUCUUUAGGUUUAGUCUUCUGUAAGUGGGAUCUGCCUGUUCUCACCUUGCCUUUCAACUUGGCCUUGACCCUCUAUCUGGCUGCAUCAGGACCACAUAACGUCUUCUUCCCUACAACUGUCAUUCAGCCUGCAACCACAACACCAAACAUCACCUGGGUGGAUGCUGAAAUCCCAAUGCUCCUGCAAUCCAUUCCAGUUGGUGUGGGUCAGGCUUAUGGCUGUGACAAUCCCUGGACUGGGGGAAUUUUCCUGAUUGCUUUAUUUAUCUCUUCUCCACUCAUUUGUCUGCACGCGACAAUUGGCUCAGCAGUGGGGAUGCUGGCAGGGCUGAGCUUAGCAACACCUUUUAGCAAAAUCUACUCUGGAUUGUGGGGCUACAACAGCUCCCUCUCCUGUGCUGCAAUUGGAGGCAUGUUCUACGCUCUCACCUGGCAGACACAUUUGCUGGCGAUUGUCUGCGCCCUCUUCAGUGCCUAUCUGGGAGCAGCAGUGGCCAACAUGUUGUCUGUGUUUGGGAUGCCAUCAGGAACCUGGUCUUUUUGCUUCUCUGCACUGACCUUCCUGCUAAUAACCACAAACAACUCUGCCAUCUACAAGAUGCCACUUUCCAAAGUCACCUACCCAGAAGCCAACCGAGCUUAUUUUCUAAAGACAAAGAAACAUCAGAGGUCUUGCUGUGAAGUAUAAAGACCCAAGAAGAGAGACUCUUGGUAGAUAUUAAGGCAAGAGU
Messenger RNA from Acanthisitta chloris (rifleman), 1216 nucleotides. RefSeq names its product urea transporter 2-like. The record is from RefSeq and is a predicted model, not a curated record. Gene Ontology annotation, cellular component: membrane. Gene Ontology annotation, biological process: urea transmembrane transport. Gene Ontology annotation, molecular function: urea transmembrane transporter activity. The coding region runs from base 4 to 1173 and encodes 389 amino acids. The transcript has 8 exons. NCBI's taxonomy places the organism in Eukaryota, Metazoa, Chordata, Aves, Passeriformes, Acanthisittidae.